UGCAGAGGCCGGCGGGCGAGUGGUCCGGGAGCGGCGGGGGCGGCGCCCAGCCCGCCGGAGGGAGGAGGAGGGACAUAGUCCGACAAAAAGGGGAAAAGGAGGGCGCGAGGGUGCCAGCAGCCAACCGGUCCCUGUGACCCACAGAUGUGCACAGAGUUACUCCCCUCUUUUCCCUGAACUUUCUGUCAGGAUGCUUUUCUCUGGUGGGCAUUGUGGCCAUGUUGGCAGACCUGAAGAAGUUUUACUCAUAUACAAAAUGUUCCUUGUCAUCAUUUGUUUUCAUGUCAUUCUUGUUACAUCCCUGAAAGAAAAUGCUGACAACUCCAGUUUGUUAUCACCAUCCGCUGAAUCAUCUCUUAUCAGUCUUGUCCCCUACUCCAAUGAAGUAUUGUCGACUUUAAACAAAACAGAAAAAACUAAAAUCACUAUAGUAAAAACCUUCAAUGCAUCAGGAGUCAAAUCCCAGAGAAAUAUCUGCAAUUUGUCAUCUAUUUGCAAUGACUCAGUGUUUUUUAGAGGUGAGAUAGUCUUUCAAUAUGAUGACGACCACAAUGUUACCCAGAAUCAAGAUACAGCUAAUGUCACCUUUAUUGGAGUCCUGUCUCUAAGCGAACUGAAGCGAUCAGAGCUCAACAAAACUCUACAGACCCUAAGUGAGACUUAUUUCAUAGUGUGUACUACAGCAGAGGCCCAAAACACGUUAAACUGUACAUUCACAAUCAAAUUGAAUGAGACGAUGAACGUGUGUGCCCUGAUGGCUACUUUCAAAAGCGUACAGAUUCGUCCAAUGGAACAGUGUUGCUGUUCCUUCAGUACUCCCUGCCUUUCCUCACCAGAAGAGUUAGAAAAACUUCAGUGUGAUCUGGAGGAUCCCAUUGUCUGUCUUGCUGAUCAACCCCAGGACCCACCAUUAUCUUCUUCCAGAAAGCACGUGGCAGACAUACCUCAGGCUACCAUUUUUUCCCGCAUCAAUAGUAACUUCUCUUUUGCUGAACCCUUUGAUCAUACCCUUAUAACCCCAAGCACAACCCCUCUGGUACAAAAGAUUCACCUGCAAUCUCGCAAGCCUGCAGCCUCCUUGGCUUCCAGUCCUGCCAUUGACUCGCCUGUUCAAACUGUACAGACCUCUUCCUUUCUGCCCCAAACUGAUCUUUCCCACACCUUGUCACCUGUAGAGUCCUCUGUUCCCCCUCCUACCCCACCAGCCCCAUCUGUCCCCGAAGAUGUGGUCACCGUCAGCCUACAUCCUGGUGAGACAGUUGUUAACACUACCAGUGUUCCUGAUCUGGAAGCCCAAGUAUCCCAGAUGGAGAAAGCAUUGUCGUUGGGCAGCUUAGAGCCUAGCCUUGCAAGCGAAAUGGUAAACCAAGUCAGCAAACUCCUUUACGCUCCACCUGCUUUGCUAGCUCCUCUAGCUCAAAGGUUGCUAAAAGUGGUAGAUGACAUUGGCUUACAGCUGAAUUUUCCAAAUACAACUAUCAGCCUAACUUCCCCUUCUUUGGCUCUUGCCGUGAUCAGAGUGAAUGCCAGUAAUUUCAAUACAAUGACCUUUGCAGCCCAAGACCCUGCAAAUCUCCAGGUUUCUCUGGAAACCCAAGCUCCUGAGAAUAGUAUUGGUGCCAUUACUCUGCCUUCAUCACUGAUGAGUAAUCUGCCAGCUAGUGAGGUAAAACUGGCUUCCAGGGUUCAGUUCAGUUUCUUUGAAACAUCUGCCCUGUUUCAGGACUCCUCCCUGGAGAACCUCUCUAUGAUCAGCUAUGUCAUAUCAUCAAGCGUUGCAAACAUGACCAUCAAGAACUUGACGAGAAAUGUGACAGUCACGCUGAAGCACAUCAACCCAAAUCAGGAUGACUUAACUGUGAAAUGUGUGUUCUGGGACUUGGGCAGAAAUGGUGGCAGAGGAGGUUGGUCAUCGGAUGGCUGCUCCAUCAAAGACAAGACGAUAAAUGAAACCAUCUGUACCUGUAGCCACCUCACAAGUUUUGGCAUCCUAUUGGACCUAUCUCGGACUUCCUUACCACCAAAUCAAAUGAUGGCUCUGACAUUUAUCACAUAUAUUGGCUGUGGGUUUUCAUCAAUUUUUCUGUCAGUUACUCUUGUAACCUACAUAGCCUUUGAAAAGAUUCGGAGGGAUUAUCCUUCCAAAAUCCUCAUCCAGCUGUGUGCUGCCCUGCUCCUGCUCAACCUGGUCUUCCUCCUAGACUGCUGGAUUGCUCUGCAUAAUACCCGAAGUUUCUGCAUCUCCGUGGCUGUGUUUCUUCACUAUUUUCUCCUGGUCUCAUUCACAUGGAUGGGCUUAGAAGCAUUCCACAUGUACCUGGCACUUGUCAAGGUGUUUAAUAUUUACUUCCAGAAGUACAUCCUUAAAAUCUGCAUUGUUGGCUGGGGGAUACCAGCUGUGAUUGUGGCCAUCGUCCUGACUAUAUCCCUAGAUAAUUAUGGCAUUGGAUCUUAUGGAAAAUUCCCCAACGGCAAACCAGUUGACUUUUGCUGGAUCAACAGCAAUGCGGUGUUCUAUAUCACAGUUGUGGGAUAUUUCUGUGUUAUAUUUUUAAUGAACAUCAGCAUGUUCAUUGUCGUCUUGGUUCAGCUCUGCCGAAUUAAGAAGAAGAAGCAACAGGGAGCCCAGCGCAAAACUAGUAUUCAAGACCUCAGGAGUGUUGCUGGCCUUACAUUUUUACUGGGAAUUGUUUGGGGCUUUGCCUUCUUUGCCUGGGGACCAGUCAAUGUCACCUUCAUGUAUAUCUUUGCCAUCUUUAACACCUUACAAGGGUUUUUUAUAUUCAUCUUCUACUGUGCAGCAAAAGAGAAUGUCAGAAAACAGUGGAGGCAGUAUCUUUGUUGUGGAAAAUUACGGCUGGCUAAAAAGUCUGACUGGAGUAAAACCGCUACUAAUGUUUUCAAGAAGCAGACUGGAAACCAAGGAGUAUCCAGCUCUUCAAAUUCCUUCCAGUCAGGCUGUAAUCUCACUAACUCCACCACGCUACUAGUGAAUAAUGAUUGCUCAGUGCACGCAAGCGGGAAUGGCAAUGCAUCUACAGAGAUGAAUGGGGUUUCUUUCAGUGUUCAGAAUGGAGAUGUGUACCUUCACAAUCUCACUGACAAACAGCACAUGUUUAGUGACAAGAUUCCUGAAAUGGUAAAAGCUGGAUGGCAUUCAGAAGGACUUCAAAGCGGGAAGUUUAAACUUUUUUGAGCAAAUGUGAUUCUUUUCUUCUAAAAUCAAAGCAUGACGUUGAUAUUGUGAUGUGUCCAGUUUUCCUUUUACACAAUGUAAGAUGUAUGAAAAUCAGCUUGUUUUCUUCUCAGCAACCUCUGAACGAACACAAGCUAAGUGAGGGUAAUGGUUACUAAUGGAAGAAGAAACCAUGACAUUAUUAUGGUCUCUUGACCGUUGCAAUUUGGUUUCUCAGCUUUUAUUUGAAAGAAGAUGGAUGUUAAAAAACCACAGAAUAAGAUUUAGAAAAAGAGAAAUGAACGUUCAUUUCCAGUUCCAUUUUAAAGAGGCUGUUAUCUUUGAUAACAUUUUAGGGGGGAAAUGUUUAUUUCAGUCUGUUGGUGAGUUUAGUUGUGCAUGCCUUUGUUGUAUAUAAGCUAAAUUCUAGUGAUCCACACAUCAAAAAUCUUAUCUUUACCUUUUCAUAUUUAUUUUCUACUGUGUAAAUUUAUUCUUUUUAUAGAAUCAUGGUUGCUUCCUUUUGUCUAAUGUUGACAACUUACCAGUGAAUUCUAACCCUCCUUUUAGAAAACAUAUAGGAUGUGAAAUUCAAAAACUUCGCUGAAAUCAAGAAACAAUGAUAAAGGCAGCCUGAACAAUUAUAAACAGACAAUGCCACAAUUAGUUAGGUCUUUCACUAAGGCGUCCUUGCAUAUAUUUUAAGUAAAUGUUGUAUCCCAGACUAACCAUAGUAGUAAUAUCUGUUUCUGUGUGUGCUCACUUAUCUUUGCAAAUUUUCUUCUCCAAAUUAUUUAAUUAUUUUGUAUUUAUAUGUUACAAUUGACAAAAAAAAAUGUUAAAAUCAAUAAAUUUGCUGUUACG
This is a messenger RNA of Meriones unguiculatus (Mongolian gerbil), 4039 nucleotides long. It is a transcript of the gene Adgrg2, whose product is annotated as adhesion G protein-coupled receptor G2. Gene Ontology annotation, molecular function: G protein-coupled receptor activity. Gene Ontology annotation, cellular component: membrane. Lineage: Eukaryota; Metazoa; Chordata; Mammalia; Rodentia; Muridae. Gene Ontology annotation, biological process: cell surface receptor signaling pathway; adenylate cyclase-activating G protein-coupled receptor signaling pathway. The transcript is spliced from 28 exons. Bases 191 to 3196 code for a protein of 1001 amino acids. The record is from RefSeq and is a predicted model, not a curated record.